AUGGAGGAUAUGACGGUCAUGAAAGAGGACGAACCACAUGAAGAAGAAGAAAUAUCCGAUAAGUUUCUCUGCCGCGUCUGUCUGGAACUUCUUUACAAACCAAUUGUCAUAUUGUGUGGUCAUCUAUCGUAUUUCUGGUGCGUACAUAGCUCCAUGAGUGGUCUGCGUGUCUCUCAUUGUCCCAUCUGUAGAGACCCUUAUCUUCACUUCCCCACUGUCUGCCAAAAGGUUCAUUUCCUCCUGAAAAAGUUAUACCCAAUUGCCCAUAACAAGAGGGAAGCACAACUUCUAAGUUACCUUUUCUUUGGGACUAAGAAGAAGGACAUAGAAGAGCCUGCAAGUAAAGAGAUUGCUGCUAAAUCAGAUUCAGUCGCAGCUCCUCUUACCAUUGAAGAGCCUGCAAGUGAAGAGAUUGCUUAACUUGAGCCUGCAACUCGACAUCAAGAAAGCUCUUGAAGGUUUAAUGUGUUGAUCUUUCUCGACAUCAAAAAAGCUCUUGAAGGUUUAGUACUACAACUCAUAUUUUCUUGUCUAUCAUCAACACUACUACUGUUUUUCUAACACUUUAGUUUCACUCUUGAUAUGUCUAUAUAUUCCUAAGAACUCCUAAUUAAAGAAUACCAUUGCAC
Messenger RNA from Eruca vesicaria subsp. sativa (arugula), 629 nucleotides. The record is from the annotation of a GenBank genome assembly. NCBI's taxonomy places the organism in Eukaryota, Viridiplantae, Streptophyta, Magnoliopsida, Brassicales, Brassicaceae.